Dibothriocephalus latus is the source of this 583-nucleotide messenger RNA. Lineage: Eukaryota; Metazoa; Platyhelminthes; Cestoda; Diphyllobothriidea; Diphyllobothriidae. The record is from the annotation of a GenBank genome assembly.
CCUCUUCACCUAUGGAAAUGUCAAGCUAGAAGACUCUCUAGCAUACCUAGACUCAGAAUGCUUGGGCACGUUCACCGCCAAAGACCCGUCCCCGAGUGUACCUGUUGAACCACAUUGGAAGGAACCGCGAACAGUACGGCUAAUGUGUCAGGAAGAUCCGACGGCUCCAGAUCCGACCAGAACCUGCUUCGCAUCAGUGAGCUUCGCUAUGUGCGAUAUCCUGGACGUGUACACGAAUUUUGCACUCUCUAUCGCCUGCACUCUACUAAUGGACGGUGACAACGCUCCACUCUACCGCGGCCUCAUCGAGUCUGGUCUGGGCCUUGACUGGGCUGGCCCGGUCGCCGGAAUGGACAAAAACUCUCGUACCACCAGUUUUCACAUCGGUCUCCAGGGUGUUCGCAAGGAAGACCUGGAUAAGGUUUCUACCUCAUGCCUAGACAUCCUCUCGUCGGUAGUCAAAUCUGGUUUUCCCCCGGAGCGUGUGGAGGCAGUUCUGCAUCAGUACCAAAUUGCAGUUCGUCAGGAUUCAGCCCAGUUCGGUCUAAAUCUAAUUUUGGGCCUUGCUCCCAUCGUGAAUCAU